AUGGGCAUCGACAUCGUCGCUGGCGGGCGGCAAAAGGUGAAGAAGCGUGAGGUCAAGUCGGACAACCCAUACCUGCUGCUCCUAUGCAAGCUGUACAAGUUCCUGGCCCGCCGCACCGACUCGAAGUUCAACAAGGUCAUCUACAAGCGGCUGAACAUGUCUGGUCGGAAUCGCCCUCCGCUCUCCCUCUCCAAGUUGAUCAAGUUCAUGGGUAGCAAGGAGGGCAAAACUGCCGUGGUUGUUGGCACUGUGACGGACGACAAGCGGGUCUACGAGGUGCCGGAGCUCAAGGUUUGCGCCCUCCGCUUCACCGAGACCGCACGCGCCCGCAUUCUGAAGGCUGGCGGGGAAUGCCUUACCUUCGACACCCUGGCUAUGCGCAGCCCGCUUGGGAAGGGCACCGUCCUCCUGCGCGGCCCAGUGAAAGGGCGCGAAGCGGAGCGUCACUUCGGCAAGGCACCUGGAGUGCCCAACUCCAAGACAGCUCCGUAUGUCCGCUCCAAAGGCCGCAAGUUCGAGAAGUCCCGCGGCCGCAGGAAGUCCCGCGGCUUCAAGGUGUAG
This is a messenger RNA of Symbiodinium natans, 561 nucleotides long. The record is from the annotation of a GenBank genome assembly. Lineage: Eukaryota; Dinophyceae; Suessiales; Symbiodiniaceae.